Molecule: messenger RNA, 5942 nt
Organism: Ictalurus furcatus (blue catfish)
Lineage: Eukaryota; Metazoa; Chordata; Actinopteri; Siluriformes; Ictaluridae
Gene: aldh3a1
Product: aldehyde dehydrogenase 3 family, member A1
Exons: 10
Coding region: 412-1899 (495 amino acids)
Biological process (GO): aldehyde metabolic process
Cellular component (GO): cytoplasm
Molecular function (GO): aldehyde dehydrogenase (NAD+) activity
Source: RefSeq, a predicted model, not a curated record
CCCUUACAGAUAGUCAUAUGAAAACGGUAAGUAAAGCUUGUUUCUUUCUGGGUUUUUUUUUUUUUUUAAAAUUUGUUACGUAAACAGACAUAAAAAACCAAGCAGGUUUUAGAUGACUAAAUGCACUGUGUUUAGCUGACUGGAGACAGAAAAUAGACACUCACACAAGCUAGACGAAUAUGUACUGUAACUUUUAUCUAAUGUUGUUUUUUGAUUAGGAUGCAAACUCCUAAGCAAUUUCUUAAAUUAAAAAAAUAAAACAUUUAAGAUUUGGUACAUUAUUAUUCGUCGUUUUCAUAUGCCUAAAAAUGAGCUAGGUGUUGGUCUAUAGGUCAGAUUUUAACCAGUAUUUUCAUUUAUUUAUUUGACAUGCUUCUUUUUUUUUAACUAAUAUGAUUAGGAGAAGCAGAAAUGGAGAAACAGGUGGUGGAUAUAGCCAGGGGAGCCUUUAACACGGGUAGGUCCAGAGUCCUGCAGUACAGAGUGGAGCAGCUCCGAGCUUUACUGCGGCUCAUUAGAGAGAAACAGGAGGACAUCAGUGUUGCUCUCACACAUGACCUGCACAGGAGUGAGUUCAACACACCGCUUUUGGAGCUCAUUGGGCUUGAGAAUGAAAUCAAGCUGGCUGAACGUGAACUGAGUGACUGGACAAGACCUCAGCCUGUUCAAAAAAACCUCCUCACCCUGACAGAUGAUGUCUUUAUUAAAGCUGAACCUUUGGGUGUGGUGCUGAUCAUUGGAGCCUGGAACUAUCCAUGGGGUCUUACCCUGGGGCCGCUCAUUGGUGCAAUCGCAGCAGGCGAUGCUGCUGUGGUGAAACCUUCAGAACUGAGUAAGAAUUCAGCCAGCCUACUGAAAGAACUGCUUCCUCAGUAUUUGGAUCAGGAGAUGUACCACGUGGUGACUGGAGGUGUUCCUGAAACCCAGGAGUUGCUGAAGCAGCGUUUCGAUCACGUCUUCUACACAGGAAACAGCACAGUGGGGAAACUGGUGAUGGAAGCAGCUGCAUACCACCUCACACCAGUCACCCUGGAGCUGGGGGGGAAAAGCCCCUGCUAUAUUGAUCAGAACUGUGACCUUGCAGUUGCUUGCCGUCGAAUCACCUGGGGGAAGUUUGCUAACUGUGGCCAGACAUGCAUCGCACCAGACUACAUUCUCUGUAACUCCAGCAUCCAGAACAGACUGAUUGAAGGGAUUCGCCAGACAUUACAGGAGUUCUACGGUGAGAACCCUAAAAGCUCUCCAGAUUACGGCCGCAUCAUCAACCAGAAUCACUUUGAGCGCGUGCUGGCCCUGAUGGAGGGGUGCAGUGUGGCUGUGGGGGGAGAGAGCGAUAAAUCACAGUGUUAUAUUGCUCCUACCGUUCUGAAGGAUGUUUUGCCUCACGCCAGGAUAAUGCAGGAAGAGAUCUUUGGACCCGUGCUGCCAGUCAUCACUGUCGGUGAUCUCAAUGAGGCCAUUCGCUUCAUUAAUGAUAGAGAAAAACCUUUGGCUCUUUAUAUCUUUUCUUCAGAUAAGAAGGUGAUCAAGCGAAUGCUGAGUGAGACAUCUAGUGGAGGAGUGGUCGUUAAUGAUGUAAUGAUCCACUACACAAUCAGCUCCUUACCCUUCGGGGGAGUAGGAAACAGUGGGAUGGGCAGAUACCAUGGCAAGCACACAUUUGACCAGCUUAGUCAUAAACGUGCUUGCCUCAUCAAGUCCUUGGGAAUGGAAAGUCUGAACAAAGCACGCUACCCUCCACAAACGUCGUCCCGUCUGCGCAGAGCCCGGUUCUUCAUGCGGAGCCGCUUAUGCAGCUGUACUCAUCUCACCUGUGUCUGGGCCAUCAUCUCCACCAUGCUGGCCUUGGGUCUGCUCAUCGCCUUACUGGUCGUCCUGCUCAAGGGUAUUGUGAUUUGAAGACUCUGAUCAUCAUGCCUAAAGAUUUACACCUCAAGACAAGAUGCUGCAGUUAUGAAUUGAUGCAAAGCCUGACAAAUAGUAUUUAAACUAUAGCCUGUUGUAACUUUUUUUAUGUACACGUCUCGGCUGUGUUUUACAUUGUGUUGUGUUUGUUUUUAAACCCUGUGUGGUUUAUAGAGUGUGCAUGAUUGCAGACUCUUUCAGCAGCUGAAAUGCCAGCAGGACAAACACAGACUUGUCUAUAGCGUUACCCGAAUUUCCCGAGCACAGGACAGGGAAUUGGGAAUCGCCAGUGUUUUUGGAUAAGCCGUUUUCCCUGUUCAGUGAAGCAAGCAACAAAGAGCUUGUUCUUUAUGCUUUAUGCUUUGAUGCUCAAGCCAGACACUGAGAAUCUGAAGGAUUUGGCAUUGUUGAACACUGGCACAAAUCUGCCACCGGGUGGCGUAAUGUCACUACAGUAUAACAUGAGCUCAUCUAUUUUUAGUACUAAUCUCAAUUCCAGUUGGAAGUAACCUCGUCGAUAUCAUCCGUAGUUAUGAUAUUCAUCCGAAAGUUCAUUUUAAAAAAUGUUAUUUCGAAUAUUAUUCACGAUGUAAUAACCCUGCACCCAUACUGACUCUUGAAUUAGAGCUUUUUUUUUUUUUUUUUUUUUUUUUUUUUUUUUUUUUUUUUUUUUUUUGGCUACUGGUGUUUUGGAGGUGCUGUGAAUGUCUUAAGAACUAUUGAAAAUCUCCUUUACAUUUCUGGUUUAAUUCAAGAAAGACCUUUGACUGACUGGGGGGUUUUCAUCGCCACGCUCGAGUCCAAAUAUUUCAAAUCCAAUACACAUUGUUCUUCUCAAGUAUCAUCUGGGUUUACAUUCCACAUUCUCUAUACCACAUACUGGGAACAGACAUAUUUUACUUCUGGAUGUCUAUAUGGAUGUCUGGAUUCAUCAUGUUCUGUAUUUCAUCAGGUCACAAUUCUGCCAUGACUCGUAGCGUCUAGCGGACCCCAAGGCAGUGACCCGACCGUGGUACAGCUUUACUCUCGUGUACUUCAGUGAGUUCAUGCAUUCCAGCACAAGCUCAGAGCUGUACAGGAGUGUCUGUUUACUUUGGAUUACACUCCAAGUGUGCCUUACAAUCUUAAAGUGCUACAACUCCACUGACGCUUUCAGAAUUUAUUAUUAUUAUUCUUAAUUUUUUUGCCUUUUUAGUUUUAUUGAACUUACUGUAUGUCGUCAUUGUUCUUUUUGUUUUUGUUUGUAUCUAAUGAUUCAGAGCAUUGUAAUUUAGCUCAGCUUUGUGAGGCAGGAUGCAGAUAUAGGUUGACACAGAGUUGAGCUUUUAAUUCUGUGCACUUGAAACAAAAAAAAAUAAAACGAGAAACCGCUGUGUCCGAGAUAUAGAUACAGAGUUCUCAGAGGUUUUACACGUACAACGUGCACAGUCAUAACAGGGCUGACAGAUGUGACAGAAGAAGAAAAAAAGAGAAAAUAGAACUGGUAACUUCCCUGGGUGUCAGUAUAGCAUAAAUAUGAACAGGACACACACACACACACGCACACAAAAGGCAUCCAUCCAUCCAUUUUCCAUACCACUUUUCCUACACAGGGUCAUGUGCGAGCCUGGAGUCUAUCCCAGGGGACUGGGGACACAAGGCAGGGGACAUCCUGGACGGGGUGCCAAUACAUCACAGGGCACAAUCACACACGCAUUCAAACAAUUCAGACAAUUUGGAAAUGGCAGUCAUCCUACAACACAUAUUUUUGGAAUGGGGAGGAAACCGGAGUACCCAGAAGAAAGCCCAGAAGCAUGGGGAGAACAUGCGAACUCUGUGCACACACACAGGGCAGAGGCCGGAUUCAAACCCCUAAACCCAGAGGUGCAAGGCAAACGUGCUAAUCAUAAAGUCACUGUACCCCCCCCCCCCCCCCCUAAUUAUUUUCACAAUAACAAAUGAAACUUUGUUAAUGGUGGGUUGUGAUUUCUAGCACUGUGACAAAAUUUAAAAAUGGCAGAUCCCUUGGCUGUGCUUCUCAGAUCCUGCUUUGAGAACCAUAACACUGGACUACCUAGAGUUAAAACUAAAGAAACUCUUCUCACACUGUCUUGCAAAAACACCGCAGUCUUCAAUCUUAUUAUUUUUUUCUUCUUGUAUAUAAAGCAUAACACCUAAUCUCAGACUCUGUUGAAGUUAUUACGAUCCUACAGAGAAGCUUCUUUUGCGGCCAGUUGGUUUUCUCUGGAUGGCCGUUAUCUAUCCUCUCAUCUUGUUCUUUUUGCAACAAAAAAAAAGCUGUCUUACAGCUCCAGUGUUGCAGUUUCCAUGACUACAUAUUAACCCUGCUAACCUUGGCACGCACAGCAUUUAUGAAUGUGUGUGCUCGCUAAGUGACUGUACCUCCCACUCUAGGCCCCCGCGUCUCUCUCUCUCUCCCUCUCCGCUACACACACCUUCCUCUCAGCUUCCCAUGUGGUUCUGCUCUGUCUUCCGAAUUCUCUCCUCCUACUGCCUAUAAACAGAGCUGGGUAAAUUACUGAGGAAGUGUAAUUCUGUACUGAUUAUGAAUUACACUACUAAGGAUGUAAUCAGUAAUGUGAUCUUUUUGUUUACGUAAAUGCAAUCUAAUCAGAUUAUGUACCGGAUUGGUUUUGGAAUGGUUUUAUUCGAUUAAAUUAUUUUUCUGGGUAAAAUAAACUUGUUUUAUAUCACAGUUCUGUUGAAUGCUUGAUUCUGAUUGGUCAGAAGCUGUUGAUUCAUUUUCUAUAACAGCAGCUCUGACAAUAGUUUAUAGUAAUAAUCUCAUUCGCUUGUAGUAACAAUUUACACAGGGACUUUUUUGCUGGAUGAUUCACACAAAAUGUAAAUGUUUAAAAUGUGGAUAAACGUUCAUACGGUGACGUUUUCUGUGAGGAGAUGUUUACUUAUCACAUUUGGAAGGAGUCUCCAGUGUCAGCUUAGCACUUUGUAACAGGUGAAGUUUUAACUAUAGGUUUUACGACAUGGGAAAUUCUUCAGGACAGAAUGCUUUGCUGUUUCUUUGUAAUUUUUUGUAUGAUUAACUUCAAGAGCAAGAAAAAAAAAAGGGAAAUGCUGCAAGUGGUUAACACACCUGCCUCGCACCUCCAAGGUUGGGGGUUUGAAUCCCACCUCUGCCCUAUGUGCAUGGAGUUUGCAUGUUCUCCCUGGCCUUAGGGGGUUUCCUCCGGGUUCUCCCCCUGUCCAAAGACAUGCAUCAUAGACUGAUUGGCAUCUCUAAAUUGUCUUUAGUGAGUGAAUGUGUGUGUGAUUGUGCCCUGCCAUGGGUUGGCACACCGUCCAGGGUGUCUCCCGCCUUGUGCCCUAAGUUUCCUAGGAUAGGCUCCAGGCUCCCCGUGACCCUGUGUAGAAUAAGCAUUAUGGAAAAUAUAUGGAUGGAUAGACAAAUAAAAAGUAUGGUAUGUCUUUAAUGAAUUAAAACGUUGUAAGCAUUAGCAAAUUGCUGUUGUAAAAGAGGAAUAAAAUACUUCAAGACCUGUGGUUAUUGAAAAAGAAUCAACGCCACACCAUCAUCGAUUAUUUGAUUUUAUUCCUUACUUCCUUACUAGUAGAAAAAACAUGUAUCUCAUACGUCACAAAAAUAAGACAAACAUAACUAGAUUUCUAUGUGCAGUAAAUAUAAUAAAACAUUAGACCAAGAUCAAAAUAAUCAUUUAUGUUAACAUUAAGUGAAAUCUUUCAAAAUGAAUCAGACACAAAGGCAUACUCUUUGUUUAGGCUGUUUAUUGGAACCAUACUUUAACGUAGAAAAAAGUAAUCAUGUAGUUAUGCAUGUCUCUAAGAAACAUUAUGUAUCUUAUCUUAUGUUUCAAUAAGAAAUCAGAGCACUGAGUCACUGGCAGUCCUCAAACGACGUCUAAAAACCUGUCUCUUCCUGAUUGUAAUUAAAUUAGCACUUUAAUAAUAAAUUUGUUGUGUUGUUUGUGUGCUUUUCUUACUAUAUUACCUCCACAACAGAGUUUUUCAACUGAUGGUAUUCUUAGUCCAUGACCUAAUGAACCAGUACCAGGAUGUAU